Molecule: messenger RNA, 3298 nt
Organism: Pocillopora meandrina
Lineage: Eukaryota; Metazoa; Cnidaria; Anthozoa; Scleractinia; Pocilloporidae
Source: the annotation of a GenBank genome assembly
UUUUCAGCUUCGACGUGUAAGGAAAUUUUCGACCGGAAUGUGUAAGUCAAGUAUUCACUAAGAACAAAACCGGCGCGGAAUUUAAUGAGAGAAUAUGAAAAUAACAGUAGUACUAAUAAUGAUCAUUCUGAAAAUGAUACUGCACAAAGCAUAGCAACCUUGAUGAUAAACUUGCACACUAGCUUACAUCUUGAAAACUUUCGCCUCGUUGAAAAGUACUUUGUGUCAUUUACUAAAUGUACGGAAGCCAUGGCCCUCAUCAAGUUUCAACUGAAUCUCUCUAUUUGGGAAGAUUCUUUAUUAAGUAGAUCGAAAAAGAGUGGCGAGGUUACCCUGCAGUUAGACUCAAAGCCAAUGUCUGUUUUCUCUCACAUGGGAGACUUUGGAUGCGGAAAUGAAGGACGGACGCCGAUCAUGAAGACUAAUCGCAAUAAGGUAGCAAUUUAUCUGCGAAGAAAUUCACUGUUGGUACAGGACAGUGGAGAUAAACGACAAAGGGGAUUAGCAAAAUCUGCGGCUGUUUCCCUGAAAAACGUCUACGGUCGUCAAGAGUCGCUGACCUUUCAGGUUUGAGUUGCUUCUGCAUCCGCUCCUCUAUGACAGUAUACGUAAUGGCGUCAUCCUUUAGCUGCGUUGGGGCCACUAAAUUCCUCGCAAGCUGGUAAUUUUCUGCUGAAAGAUUUGUUCAAAGUAUGGCCUCCUUCGUUUUAGCCUCCGUGAUUCCAUUUACGGAAAAUAAAAAACCCAACUGUUCGGUGUAUAACUCCCAGUCCGUUCCCACAACCUACUUUGUCACUUUUCCGAUGGCUUGACUCGUGUUGACGUUCGACGCUUCGUUCGGCAUUUCCUAUCGGGCCUUCGUCAACUUCAGACGUGAUUCGUGUUUACCGCUUGUGCUUGGCCAAAAAAAGAUCCCAUCCACGUUGUCAGAUUUGAUGUAUUAGUCCAAGGUCCAGAAAACAAGACAAUGUUAGUGAGACAAGAUCUACCAAAAACUUCAACCACAUGGUCAACUCCAAAUAUGGAAAACUGGUCGCGUGACAUUGGGUAUAAGGAACAAUCCAAACGGAAAGAUUUAACAAUUCUAGUAUCAAUGGACUUUUCUGGCUUGUAAACAAAUAUACCUCAAGAAGAAGGAACGGACAUAGUAUGUGAAGCAUACGAAAAGUUCCACAACCAUAAUGCACCGAUCCCAACGCACUACCUCAGGGAAAUGUUUGGCUUAAUACUUAGAGAAAAUUCGGUUUAAUUCAAUGAGGAGAACUUCCUCGAAACACAUGGCAUUGCUAUUGAUAGGAAAAUAGCAGUGUUAUAGGUACGAAAAUGGCAGUGUCAUUUGCUAAUAUUUUCAUGGCGUUAAUUGAAACAAAAUUAAUCCAAUAAAGCGAAACUAAGCAUAGAGAAUGGAAAUGUUUUAUAGAUGACGUUUUCUUUUCUCUUUCUCUCGCUGACCGAGACCUUUUUUAAUUUGCACACUUUGCCUCGUGCCACUGACCAGACGUAAAAUAUGGUAUCAAGAAAGGCGAAGCAAUAACAUGGCCUGGAACUAAUUCUUCGAAAGAAACAUUUGAGGAGGACCUUUGGAAAUUUAAACAACGCCUCAAAGCAAGAGGGUACCCAGAAAACAUCAUAGAAUAGUCUCUCUCAGGGGUCAGCUUUGCCUCUAGACAAUCGUUUCUUGCACAUACACAAAAGCUUAAAGGUCACCAACAUUUAUUGCGGAGGGAGACAGAGCGGCGGGAGAGGGCAAGCGGGAGAACAGGGGGCGGGAAGCGGGAGCAGAAAUAAAGAAAGCGAUAGUUUGUUGUUUAUUACUAGGUAUUAUUUAGUAAAAAACACUCAUAUAUUAAAGUUUUGAAAUUUCCAUUUAAAAUUCACCAAAGGCCAGAAAAUGAACAAGAAUGUUAAGUUUUGGCACAGUUUAAAAAUUAAACCUGGGUUUUUGAUCCUCUUGAUUAACCUGAAGACGGGAGCAACACAAAAGGGAACAAGGAGAUAAAAAGGGCAUUUGGCACAGUUUGAGAAAUUGUAGGGAAGCGGAGACUUCCCCCCCUCCUCCACUUAAUUGUCUUUUGUCACAACGUACCACCUGGCAGUUAAAAACUUAAAACAAAUACUGAUGGAGCAUCGGAGUCUAAUACGUAAUCAGCUCUUGCUGAAAACAAGUUUUCAAAACAUCCAAUCAUCUCUUACAAAAAGGGAACAUCCUUUAAGGACACACUUGUGAAAGUAAAAACCAAAUUUGAAGGCGAAAAGCCACAUGGGGAGUCCGUGCCGGUCUCUCUAUCCCUCAUAAGAUUUCAAGGAAGUAAGCAAUAUUUGAUUGAUUCAUCUUUGCUUAACAAGCGGGAGACUGGUUCAAGUUAAAAUCGAUGACAAGUCGAUUCUAGCACUAACGAUUGAGUUUUAUCACUAGUGAUUGAUAUUUUAGCUCGAACGAUUGAGUUUAUCACUAGCGAUUGAUAUUUUAGCGCGAACAAUUGAAUUUGUUACUAGCGAUGGAUAUUUUGGCACAAAUGGCUGCCCAUAGGCUGAUUCAAUUUUUUUAAAUUCCUCUUUUUCUUUAAGGUCGCGACAAAGCCAAGUAUACCCGCUGAUGUUUGGUUCAGAAACGAUUCCUGUUUUCUGUCACAUGGGAAACUUUGGAUGUGGGGAUGGAGGAUGGACGCUGGCCAUGAAGAUUGCCGGCACGCAGGUUAACUCCCUGUCUCCUUUGCGAAACUCUUGAUAUUAUUGAAAUGAACAUAGGUAAAUCAAAAAUGUAAUUCUUGUCUUUCAGAGAACUUUCCAUUACUAUUCCCAAUUCUGGAGCAACAGAAAUGGUUAUAACUUUGCUGGAGGCAAGACUGGCUUUGAUUCCCAAGAGACCAAGUUACCAACCUACUGGAACACAUCCUUCUCCAAGAUCUGCCUCGGUAUGAAGAUUGGUCCUCAGCUCAGGUUCAUCGUCAUCAACAGGCACGCCAACUCACUGUUCUCGCUGAUCGCUGAUGGGAAACACCGCGCCACCUCACUGGGUCGUAACACGUGGAAGUCGCUGAUUGGUUCACGGGCUUCCUUGCAGCCUAACUGCAAUAAGGAAGGAUUCAAUGCGGUUGGAGACAACCUUCGUCUAUCCAAAGCAAGAAUCGGCAUCACGGCUAACGAGCAGAAUCACUGUGGUUCCUGUGACUCCCGAAUUGGUUUUGGCACAGGAGGUCUACAUGAUGAUUCCAACACUUGUGGAAAUGAGGCAACAUACUCGCCAGAUAAUGGUGACAAACACAUCAAAGCCAUGGGUUACAUCCUGGUACAGUGA